CCGCCGGCAUAGCUUCUAGACUGUCUGACAGUACUUGACACGAUUGCAUGGGAGUCUGGGGAUGCCGGUGCAAGCGAAAACCGCACUGUGGCCCAGCUGGCGUUCAAGCUUGGUAUACCGGCAUAAUGGCACACAUCCGCAGAGCUACCCUUUCAUCCUGUGCAGAGCAUCGACUGAUCCACCAAUAUUAUCAUCACUGCCAAGUCUAGGAGGAAUUGGUGAAAUAUGCACCACCCAACAACAAAGCCUAAGCCUUGACUCCCUAUCCAACUCCAUGGCUCUUGUCGCCGAAAUAGCUCGACCAUUAGCUUGACCAGUGAUCACUACGUCACUACUGUACGCAAAUUAGUUUGCCGCAGAGACGCUGCGCUGCCGAAUCGCAAAGUGGAGGGCUCUGGGGAAGACGCCAGGAAAACGUCUUCUUUGCUUAGCGAGAAAACCAUGGAGAAACCCAUGGAGAUGCAACAUAGAACUUUCCGAGUAUAUAACGGACUCUCUUGGUCCAGGUUCUUCACUCUACAGCCAGCGAAAAUUGGGCCGACGAAACAGCAAUAUUCGCGUUCAGAAGGGAUUCUAACCCCAGACCCAGAAUUCUUGUCGGGCAGUAGUGCUUUCGUUAGGGCAAGUUAGUUCCCCGACAUAGAACAAGAAGCCGACGCGGAUUUAUUCGCCAGUAUUAUCCUCUUCGUCGAGUCUUCAUUCCAAGUGAGAGAAGGCCAUGGCCGGUGCUACUUUUGUGGUCCUAGCAUUGUCAGGGCUUGUGAUGCUAAUCGGAACAGCUAGCGGGCAGGCCUCGUCGGUGACCCGCAAUAGCUGCCCACUGCCACCUGAUAUCCCCAAUGCAAGCUACACGUAUGGCGGUCUCAGUGUCGGUAGCUAUGCCUAUUACGCGUGUGAUAGCGGUUUCGAGGUUGACGACAAGGAGGCAGUGAUUUGCCUGAAUGAUGGGACAUGGUCACCACCGCCAGUUUGUAGACCAGUGGCUAGCUGCCCCCCGCCAGCUCGUAUUGCCAAUGGCAGAACAAGGUCAUCCACCUAUACUGUUGGUAGCAAGGUCUACUAUACAUGCCAUCAAGGCUAUUCACUGAUUGGCUCGGCUGAAGCCACCUGCCAAGCCUUCGGACAAUGGUCAUCCAAUGAGCCAGAAUGCGUUGUUACUUUCAGUGCAGUCCGGGAGCCCGAGCCGACGCCUUCAUGCACUUCCAAUCCUUGUGUUCAUGGUGCAUGUGUUGACUUGAUCGAUGACUACAUCUGUGUAUGUCCGGUUGGUUACACAGGAAGGAAUUGUGACAAAUUGAUUGCAUGUGCCAGGCCAGCAAUGGUGGAGAACUGUGCCAUAUCGUACAGGUCAACGGCAGUUGGCAGUAGAGCCGUUCACACCUGUGCUAGAGGCUACCAACUUGUUGGCAAUGCCAGGACGAUAUGCCAGACAAAUGGACAGUGGUCACAGCAGCCAUCCUGCCGGGCCAUGCAUCUAGCUGAGCCUGCUGUACCUACACCUAGCUGUGCUACACCCAGUGGUAUACGCUACGGACAGGUUUGGUACACAGGCACUGCAGUGGGAAGCAAGGUAAUGUACCGGUGUAAUCACGGCUAUGAGCGUGUGGGCAAUGCAAGAGUAACCUGCUUAUCAAACGGCCAGUGGUCGGCAGGCCCAGCAAGGUGUCAGCGACGCACACACUCAGGCAGUUCCAGUGAUGACGGAGUUCAGCAAAGCAGAAGUCAAAACAGUGGUAGCAACCAAAGAAGUAACAGCAGACAUGGCGGUGGAAGUAGUAGCGACAGCAGCAGCAGUAGCAGCAGCAGCAGUAGCAGCAGCAGCAGCAGCAGCAGCAGUGAUUAAUGAAGGGUGUCUCUCUCACCUCCAAUCAUAAAACAUAAUCAUUAUGAAUCUCAGUCAAAUGUGCUUUAAACAUGUACAUCAGCGAAUGUGACGAGUACAGGCCUUAUUUAGAAAUCCAGUUCAGCAUGGUACUGUUAUCAUCCUUAAUUAUUACCUAUACAUUGAAUCUGUGCGAUGUCCUACCAUGCAUGCAGCACUAUCUAACCGUUAACCGAAACAAUGCAAAUGCAAACUAAGUACUUGUCAACUGCAUACCCGCACUCAAAAUACUGUUAGUGUUCACUGUUCACUGAUUCCAGGGCUUAGCGGAGACUUGCAAGAUCGGGAAAAGUAACCUGGCAAUAAGCUUCCUAAUCUGCUUAUUUAUGUAUUUACUACAUGUGUUUUGUGCUGCCAUUAUUCUAAUACACAUACAUGUACAUGUACAAGCCUAGCCAUUCAGUGUUCUUACGGCCUUCACUGAUGUAUAGAUCUCUGUACGAUCGAAACAGCUGUAAGGAGGAACAUUUUUUUGCCAGUAUCUACAA
Sycon ciliatum is the source of this 2370-nucleotide messenger RNA. Its product is annotated as sushi, von Willebrand factor type A, EGF and pentraxin domain-containing protein 1-like. NCBI's taxonomy places the organism in Eukaryota, Metazoa, Porifera, Calcarea, Leucosolenida, Sycettidae. Gene Ontology annotation, molecular function: calcium ion binding. The coding region runs from base 719 to 1843 and encodes 374 amino acids. The transcript is spliced from 7 exons. The record is from RefSeq and is a predicted model, not a curated record.